CACAGGAGAGAAGGGAGAGUUGGGGGCCAUGGGACCGAUGGGUCCUGCGGGACAGAAGGGAGAGCAGGGCAUCACAGAGAUCAUCGACUACAAUGGAAACAUCCAGGAGGCUCUACAGAAGAUUACGUCUAUUACAGUGACGGGACCUCCGGGACCACCUGGGCCUUUGGGGCCACCGGGCCUAAAGGGUGACCAGGGUUCCCCUGGUCUUCCAGGAUUGGAUGGAGAGAGGGGUCUGAAGGGUUCCAAGGGUGACAUGGGCAUGCCUGGUAUCUCAGGAGACAAAGGCUCUAUGGGGCUGCCUGGACUACCGGGAGUCAACGGGCUGAAGGGAGACAAGGGGGAUGCUGGCUUGCCCGGAGCUCAGGGACCCUCUAUCAUUGGUCCACCUGGGUCGGCCGGACCUCAUGGGCCUCCAGGUCCAAUGGGCCCCCAUGGCUUCCCCGGUCCAAAGGGCGAGCCUGGUCUGCACGGGUCAAAGGGUGCUCGAGGGGAGACGGGGCACAAGGGGGACAGAGGACCCCUGGGACUCCCCGGAGCGUCUGGCUUGGAUGGCAAGCCUGGAUCAAGGGGCAUGGACGGCCCAAUAGGUGCUUCAGGACCGGCUGGCCCAAAAGGAGACAUUGGUGAAAAGGGUGCAGAUGGGGAGCCUGGGCCUAGAGGGCCCUACGGCCUUCCCGGCUCUCCUGGGACACCUGGGCAAGAUGGCAUACCUGGUGCAAAGGGCGAUAAGGGAGACGAGGGGGAGAGAGGAGAAAAGGUGAUCUGGACGCGUGUGUGCGCUAACACUGAGGACGCGUGCUAGCUAGUUAGCUAAAUAGCUAAUUUAACCACAGCUAAAUCGAUCUCUCCUGUCACCAGACAGAGGCUGAUUCAGGAACAGAUCCAACGUGAUCUGGUGAACUGAUGAUUUAGUGAUCUGGUAGUCUGAUGCAGAACCAUGGAAUUCAGAGUUGUGACAACAGGAAGUCGGUUGGUGACAUGAUUCACAUAGAUUCAAAUAAUUAUAGGCUGCGGCUUUCUUUUUGCUAUAGACUAAAGCAGAACCACUACAUAAGAAUCAAAGAUGACGUAAAAAUUCAUUAAAAUGAAUUACAUUUACCUUUACUGCACUUUCUGUGUUCAACACUUCCUGGAACUACUGUAUUGUGUAACUUUGUCGAUGGCAAUCUCUGUGUCAAAGGCUCCAUGAGCCGCCAUCUUUGUG
This is a messenger RNA of Engraulis encrasicolus (European anchovy), 1207 nucleotides long. RefSeq names its product collagen alpha-1(XXV) chain-like. The transcript is spliced from 15 exons. Bases 29 to 805 code for a protein of 258 amino acids. NCBI's taxonomy places the organism in Eukaryota, Metazoa, Chordata, Actinopteri, Clupeiformes, Engraulidae. The record is from RefSeq and is a predicted model, not a curated record.